Molecule: messenger RNA, 3498 nt
Organism: Letharia columbiana
Lineage: Eukaryota; Fungi; Ascomycota; Lecanoromycetes; Lecanorales; Parmeliaceae
Exons: 5
Coding region: 1-3498 (1165 amino acids)
Biological process (GO): protection from non-homologous end joining at telomere; double-strand break repair via nonhomologous end joining; interstrand cross-link repair
Molecular function (GO): damaged DNA binding; 5'-3' DNA exonuclease activity
Source: RefSeq, a predicted model, not a curated record
AUGUUCCGCAAACCUCGAGAAGCGCCGGCUCCAAUAGCCAGCGAGACACCCCUUCGCCCAUCCACCGGCCGCCCCCCAACACCACCCUCGACUACAAGGCAGUGGACACCUCAUUUCUCUGAGAACACUACAUAUGUUAUGGCCGCUUCAACGCCUCUGCAAGGCAAGACUAAAGCUCCGCCAAAGAGGACUCCUACAACGGGCGCGGGAAGAGCGAAGGGCAAGCCCAAUGGCAACAUCAUGAGCUUCUUCAAGAGAGCAGAGUCUUCUGGUACCACGGUAAUAAAUGUCAGGGAGGAGGAUGAGACUCUGUUCUUAGGAGAUAGCCCGGUGAAAGACGGUGCGAAGAUGUCCCUGCAGACUCCAACGCCACCUCGAGAAGAGUCCUCGAACGAGACUUCGCCUGGGGAUGUUGCGAUGAGUGUACCAGAUUCACCAAUAUCUCGUUAUAACGAGUAUGGGGUGCCCAGUAAAAGAAGACGUACAGAGGAUACACCCAAGCAGUCAUUGCAAACCGAAGAGACCAAAACCGGCCUAACCAGAGGACCCUUUGCCGAUGACUCGGACUCAGACGAUGAGCCAGUCAGGACACCGAGCUUCCCAGCAAGCGAAGUUAGAAGCGAUGAGGAGGAGAGUGAGUUGGCAGUAAGAGGCACUCCACCGGCUAUUGCGAGGCAGCCGUUGGGGCAGGAACCAGUUGGCGCAGCGGUGCCCAUCUUGAAGCGAGAGACGACAAGCAUCGGAGAAGUCAACGACUUUGAUGGCAUUGAGGAAUUCAUUGAUGACGAGUUUCCCGAAGAGGGCGAGGAAUAUCUGGAACGAAGAUGGAUGGAGGAGCAGGCGGAGUUUGAAGAGGGGUUGGAAGAGGAGGAGGGUCAGGCCAAGGGAUAUGAUUCAAUGGAUGUGGAAUUGGAGGACCCUAGAGAUACGACCAGCGUCAUGCCGCAAGAUGCUGGAUCUACAAGCUGUCCAAUCUGUGGUGGGAAUACAGCGGGAUUGACUGACCAGGAGAUAUCCGUCCAUGUCAAUGACUGCAUGGAUGGUAAGGCAAAGCCUCUUGGAGACCGCAAACCACCUAAGCAAGAAUCCACUUUGGCUCCAGCAAAGCUGGAUAGCGGCGUCCCUGCGCACAAGCGCUUUCAACGUGCUGCGAUAGCUAAGCCAGGGCAAGAAAACCCUUUUGGGUUGACUGCAGAGCCCCUCAAAUCAUCGUCCGCCUUCUCCAAACUUAUGUCCGGGCAUGCGGAAGAUGCUGCGUGGGCAACUGCUGCGGCAACGGAAUCGGCAUCUCGCGGUAAGCCUGCAUACCAGCGGACAUGUCCGUUCUAUAAGAUCAUGCCGGGAUUCUUCAUCUGUGUCGAUGCCUUCCGAUAUGGUGCGGUUCAAGGCUGUAACGCCUACUUUUUAAGCCACUUUCAUAGCGACCAUUACAUCGGUCUCACAUCAUCAUGGUGUCACGGUCCAAUCUACUGCAGCCAUGUCACGGCGAACUUAGUCAGGCGACAAUUGAGAGUUGAUCCUAAGUGGGUCGUUGACCUCGAAUUUGAUAAGAAGGUCGAGGUACCUGGGACCCAAGGCGUUGAAGUCACGAUGAUACCAGCAAAUCACUGUCCUGGAAGCUCGCUUUAUCUUCUCGAAAAGGUGAUCGGAAAAGGGAAGAGUCCAAAGGUCCAGAGAGUUUUGCACUGUGGAGACUUCCGUGCUUGUCCCGCCCAUGUGCAGCAUCCAAAGCUACGGCCAGACAUUGUGGAUACAAUCACUGGCAGGAACCUGGCACAGCAGAAACUCGAUGUCUGCUACCUCGAUACAACAUACCUGACGCCCAAGUAUUCGUUUCCCAGCCAAGAAGAAGUCAUCAAGGCUUGCGCCGAUAUGUGUGUAAGCCUCAGCAAGGAUUUUGUGGACGAAAGCGAUAGCUGGGAGAAAACUAAGAAAGAGCGGGCUGGUGACGGCAUGGUCAAAUUUGUUCGCAAAACGUCAGUCAAGGAGGAGGUUGAGGAAGAAGAGAUCAAGAUCAAGAUCGAAGAUGGACCAUCGAAGAAGGCAAGAGGUCGUCUCCUGGUAAUCGUGGGAACCUACAGCAUAGGCAAAGAGAGGAUAUGUCUAGGUGUUGCCAAAGCACUCAAUAGCAAGAUCUACGCUCCACCAAACAAGCAAAAGAUCUGUGCUGCGCUCGAAGACCCGGAGCUAUCGGCCCGUAUGACGGAUGACCCUCUCGAAGCUCAAGUGCACAUGCAGAUGCUCAUGGAAAUCCGGGCAGAAACCCUAGCCGACUACCUCACCGGCUUUAAGCCGCACUUCUCCCGCAUAGUUGGCUUCAGACCAUCAGGAUGGAACUACCGCCCACCAAACAGCCGCUUUACCGAGUCUCCGGCCGUCCAGACUGUUCUCCAUUCCGACAACUGGAAGUCGCGAUACUCGAUGGCUGAAUUGACACCGCAACGAGGCAGCACCCGUGAGGCCAACUGCUUUGGAGUCCCAUAUAGUGAACAUAGUAGCUUCAGGGAGCUUACAAUGUUCUGCUGUUCGCUGAGGAUCGAUAAGGUCAUCCCGACUGUGAAUGUAGGGUCGGCGAAGUCGAGGGAGAAGAUGAAAGCUUGGUGCGAGAAGUGGGCGAUGGACAAGAAGAAGAAUGGGUUGUUUAAGGUAUCCGAUGGGCAAACGGCUUGCGGGACAUCCAGUGCCCUGCAGGAAAUACUCUAUGUUCCUUACUAUCCGAACUACAGGCUGCGGACAAGGCGAUUGGCCGCAAUUCGCUGCAUUGGUGUUUACGUUUUGGUUCCUGGAAACACAAUUUCUGAAACGCUCACUACCAAGACCAAGGCCAGGUCUCCGACCAGGCCCACCACCGAGCGAACAACUGAGCUAGUAACAAGACCUUCAAGUAGAGAUACAGAUUCACUCACGGCAGAUUCCCUGCCAAGGAUCACUUCGAGCACUGAAUGUGCAAAGGCGACAUCGAUUGCGUCAAAGACCACAAAGACUUCAGAAUGGCCUACCGCUGCUCCUAGCUCUGCUUCAACAUCUCCUAAAUCUACAGCGCUUCCAGCGGAAACUCUACCACCUCUGCCACCAGUGCCUCGCCCUUCUCCUCCAGUAGCUCAAUCCAUCGGCUCCUCCAGCCCCUCAUCCCUCUGUUCCCCCACAUGCGCCUACCCCACCGCCACCACAGCAUGUCCAACUGUUACCGCCACCGGUCUCGCCUACAAGCGGUACUACGCCGGCCAAUGCUACAUCGAAAACACCGCGAAUCCCGGCACAGGCGGGGAGCUCGCCGUCUACACGCGCUUCAGAGGAGCCUAUGAUAUGUGCGCCGCAACCCAAUACUGCGCCAACGCAGCGGGAGCGGCCUACGGACCUUAUCAUUCCUUUGAUUUGCAUUACACCUGCUCAAAUUCGAGCUGGAUGUGCGUGCAGUACUACAAUGGCAAUAGUGAUGCGACCUACUUCAAUGUGCUGGAUUUGGAUGUUGCUGUUGCAUUUGGGUAUAGCUACUAG